Terrapene triunguis (Three-toed box turtle) is the source of this 2218-nucleotide messenger RNA. RefSeq names its product DNA polymerase eta (gene POLH). Gene Ontology annotation, molecular function: DNA-directed DNA polymerase activity; damaged DNA binding. The record is from RefSeq and is a predicted model, not a curated record. Gene Ontology annotation, cellular component: site of double-strand break; nucleus; replication fork. The coding region runs from base 24 to 2126 and encodes 700 amino acids. NCBI's taxonomy places the organism in Eukaryota, Metazoa, Chordata, Testudines, Emydidae. Gene Ontology annotation, biological process: response to radiation; error-prone translesion synthesis. The transcript is spliced from 10 exons.
CCGGCGCGCGCGGGGCAGGGGGCAUGUCUCGCGGGCGGGAGCGCGUGGUGGCGCUGGCGGACAUGGACUGCUUCUUCGCGCAGGUGGAGCAGCGCCGGGAGCCGCAGCUGCGGGGCCGGCCCUGCGCCGUGGUGCAGUACGACGCGUGGCGGGGCGGCGGGAUCAUCGCCGUCAGCUACGAGGCGCGCGCCUUCGGGAUCAGCCGGGGCAUGCGGGCGGACGAGGCCCAGAAGCGCUGCCCUCAGCUGGUGCUGGCGCGGGUCCCGGAGGCCUACGGGAAGGCGGAUCUCAGCAGAUACCGAGAGGCUAGUGUAGAGGUGAUGAAAGUGAUGUCACGCUUUGCUGUGAUUGAGCGUGCCAGCAUUGAUGAAGCCUACAUGGACCUGACUAGUGCUGUGCAAGAGAGGCUCAAGAAGAUGCAAGGGCAGCCUAUCCCAGCAGAGAUGCUGCCAACUACCUACAUCCAGGGACUGCCAAAUGUCUCUACAACAGCAGCAAAGAAAAAGAAUGUGGAUUGCAAAGAGGAUCUGCGGCAGCGUGGCUUGCACCAAUGGCUUGAGUCGCUGCCUUUUGGUGACAUCAGCUGUCCAGAGCUGCAACUGACAGUAGGAGCAGUAAUUGUGGAGGAAAUGAGGGCAGCUGUGGAAGCAGUUACCGGACUGAGUUGUUCAGCUGGGAUUUCACACAACAAGGCACUGGCAAAACUGGCCUGUGGGCUGAACAAGCCCAAUCGCCAGACACUGGUAUCGCAGGCAUCUGUCCCACAGCUCUUCAGCCACAUGCCCAUCAGCAGCAUCCGGCACCUGGGAGGGAAGCUGGGUGCCUCCAUCACAGACGUACUGGGAGUGGAGUACAUGGGGCAGCUGACCCUAUUCAGCGAGUCACAGCUCCAAACUCACUUUGGAGACAAGACUGGGUCCUGGCUCUAUGAUAUGUGUAGAGGAAUUGAACAGGAACCUGUGAAACCCAGGCAAUUGCCUAAGUCCAUUGGUUGCAGCAAGAACUUCCCUGGGAAAGCAGCCUUGACCACUCAGAAGCAGGUGCAGCACUGGCUCCUGCAGAUGGCCUUGGAGCUGGAGGAGAGACUGAGCAAGGACAGAGACCAAAACUGCCGGGUGGCCAAACAGCUGACUGUGAGCAUCCGCAUGCAAGGCGAUCAGCGAGCCAGUGCCCUGUCACGCUGCUGUGCCCUGCCCCGCUAUGACGCCCACAAAAUCAGCAGUGAUGCCAUCAUGAUCAUUCGAAACUGCAAUAUGGCUGGAGCCCAGGAGGCUGCAUGGUCCCCUCCACUUACAUUUCUGCAUAUCUACGCAAGCAAGUUUUCUGAGGCUCCCACACACUCUCCUGCAGGCAUUGCUGCCUUCCUGACAAGUGAUGCCCAGUGUACCCUGCCAGCUGGCACCAAUGCAACCAGCCCAAAUGCCAAGUGCACUGGGAGCCCAAGAAAAGAGCCCAGCAAGAAGCCCAUGAAUGCUAUUGAGUCCUUUUUCCGGAAGGCAGCGGAAAGGCAGCGACCCCGUGUGGCCAGAGAGCCCUGCCUGCCUGGUGUCCCCAGUGCAGAGGCAGAGUUGUCAGUGCCUGAUCCCUGUGGCCACAGUGAGAGAGAAGGUCUCAUCCUUGGCAAGAGUCAGACUCCAGAAGCUCUUGUGAGGCACAGUCCCAAGGGUGGCAGCUCCCCCUCCCCAUACAGAUGGCUUCCCCCUGAGGAGUUGCUCCCUUAUCCUGCAGAAACCCCCUCUGCUGGCCCAGCCUCCAGGAGCACUCUAAAAACAGAAUCAGCUGGAGCAGCUGCUUCAGAGCUACCUGAGUGGAAGGAGCAGAGUUUGCCACCCUCUGCUGGGUUUGCACAAGGCCCUGCCAGCUCACCAGUAGACCAGCUGCACUGUGAGAAGUGUGGCCAGCAGGUGCCAGUGUGGGAGCUCCUGGAGCACAUGGACUAUCACUUUGCUGUGGAGCUGCAGAGCUCCUUCUCAGAACCCAGCCCCCUCAGGGCCCCUGCUGCUUCUCCCAGUUCUCCUGCCAAGAGCAAAACCAAAGCCAAGACCCCUGGUGGCUCCAGUGCAAAGCGACCCAGGCAAGGAGUGACCAGGACUCUGGAAUUCUUCUUUAAACGGCUGCCCCCCUAGGAGCUCCAGGGCCAUUUUAGCCUGAAGUUGAGUGAUUUGUGAAGUUUUUAUCCUUCCUGUAAAUAACUUUUAUCCAAAGAUUGCAUAAUAAA